AUGGCCGCGCGCAGCAGGCCUCGAGGCGGGCAGCUCAAGGAUGAAUUCGACGAGGAAAGAUCAAUCUGGAACUCAAUCAAGAGCGACGGCAAGCGAGUUGACCAACUCAUGAGAGAGGCCGAGACCAUCCGAGUCAGACUGGGCGAACUCAGCGCCGACCAAGAUUCCCGCCUAGCCCGAGGCGCUGAACCCUCCUCUCGUAUCGAUGAGGAACUCGAGAAAAGCCUGCGCGAGGAUAUCCGCCUCUGCAACGAGAUCCAGACGCUUCUCCAGCCCAUCGAAGGCGGAAACGACAUCUGCACCCAACUCACUCUACUCUCCGCCCUUCGUGCUUCAGAGGAAGUGACAUCUUCUGCAUCACGUGCGACCAGCGUCGGUGGGAAGUCUGGACGUGAUCGCCAGGGCAAGAGGAAACUAACCGAUGUCGACGAUCGUGAUAGCAUUGCUGCGGAUAGUCCCGGUGGCCCAAGUCCGAAAGUGGUGAUCAGCAGCCAAAAAGACCGACUCGUCGCGAAGACGAAUAGUAGUAGUCGAGCGGGAUCGGUGCCUGCUGUUAGGGAAGGCAGCGUGAAAAUGGAAGAUGAUAAAGACGAUAUGGGUAAGGACGCACGCCCUCGCCUCUUCCCCCAAACCGAAGUUCUUUACCGUAACAACGCCAAAAACCGCUCCUCUUCAUCCAGUUCGGCAAACUACGAAGGCGAAGGCAUACUCUGUCGUGUCACCAGCGUAAUCGGCGAAGGCAAACAACGCCGCUACGAGAUAAUUGACGCAGACCCCGACCCACCAACCCCCUCCAUGCCUUACCGCGCAAGCGUAAACCACCUAAUACCCAUUCCGCCGCUGACGAGCAAUUUGACGCUACCGGAUUUGCCGAAGGGAAGGAACGUGCUGGCGCUAUACCCGGGCACGACGACAUUUUACAAAGCGGAGGUUGUAGCGAGCUGGAAAAUUUCUGAUGGGAAAGUCAAGAAGGAGGACGGGGGUAAGGAGGGCGAGCAUGUUGAGAAUCUAGUCAGACUUAGAUUUGAGGGAGAGGAUGAGGCAGAUCGGGAGAUGAGUGUUGAGAGGAGGUAUGUUUUGCCCGAUAAAUGA
Molecule: messenger RNA, 1092 nt
Organism: Cucurbitaria berberidis CBS 394.84
Lineage: Eukaryota; Fungi; Ascomycota; Dothideomycetes; Pleosporales; Cucurbitariaceae
Exons: 4
Coding region: 1-1092 (363 amino acids)
Cellular component (GO): SAGA complex
Source: RefSeq, a predicted model, not a curated record